Molecule: messenger RNA, 4905 nt
Organism: Cuculus canorus (common cuckoo)
Lineage: Eukaryota; Metazoa; Chordata; Aves; Cuculiformes; Cuculidae
Gene: LARP1B
Product: La ribonucleoprotein 1B
Exons: 19
Coding region: 131-3193 (1020 amino acids)
Biological process (GO): positive regulation of translation; mRNA stabilization
Cellular component (GO): cytosol; cytoplasmic stress granule
Molecular function (GO): RNA cap binding
Source: RefSeq, a predicted model, not a curated record
CGCCCCCGUUCGGUGCAGGCUGAGCGCGGCGGGGCCGGGCGGCGCCUCCCGUGCGCUCCGCGGGUGGUUCUGCCUCGCUCCUUCCCGGAGCAGCAGCUCGUUGCGAGGAGCGAGGCCCCGGGCGCAGGGCAUGUCCGCCGCGCAGGUGUCCGAGCGGCGGGGUUGGGGCGGCGGAGGCGACGGCCCGGCGGGGAUCAGCCGGUCCCGGCAAGAGGAGGAGCAGCAGCCCCGGCGGCCGGGACACGGCUCGCCCCGCGGGGAGGAGGAGGAGCCCGGCCGGCGGCAGGCGGCCCCCGAAGCCCCGCCGCCCAAGGAGAACCCGUGGACGAGGCGCAGGGCGGCGGAGGACGCCCCGUCCCCGCCUGACCGGGACACAGAACUACAAAAUUCUACUCAAGUUAUAAAAGCAGCGAAACCCAGGACAAGGAAAUACAGCAAGGGAGGUGAUUUUGGUGAUAUCGCGAGCUGGCCGACACCGAGUGAAACAGCAAACAACGAAUGUAAGAGUGUAAGUCACAGUAAGAAGCCAGCAAAUAGAAGAGAAAAGGAGGAGAAAUCUGAUCAAAAAAGCAAUAAUGGAAUCAAGGACAACUCUGAGGCAAAGCCAGAUGGGCCAGGAGAUUGCGUUAGUGAAGAUGAAGCUCAAACUAAUAACCAAAGGAAAAAAGGUAACAAGCAGAAAUGGGUGCCACUUCACUUGGAUGACGUAAGGUCAGAUAGUCAAGAAAGACCAGGCUCUCGAAGUAGCUCAAGAUUUCUGCUGGAAUCAAACAAGUUAAUACCUUAUAACAACAGACGCAAUGAGACAAGAAAUUGGCGUCGUGAUAGAGAAAAGAGAGAUGACCAUGAUGAAGUGUGCAGCGUGAGAAGUGAGGAUGGCAGUGGUCGAGGAUACUCCAGAGGCAGAGGAAGAGGUAGAGGCAGAGGAAGAGGACGAGGCAGAGGAAACCCUAGAAUGAACUUUGAAUAUUCAGUGGAUUACCAAGAAGUGUAUGGGGAAGAAACUGACCAAGUAUUCCAGCCUGAGCUUAAUGCUAGUGUGAUGUAUUACUAUGGUGAUGGAACAGGAGUGCAGAUGUAUUCUGUGGAUGAAGCACUUCUCAAAGAAUAUAUAAAACAUCAAAUCGAGUAUUAUUUCAGCACAGAAAAUUUGGAAAGGGACUUCUUUCUAAGGAGAAAGAUGGACCAGCAAGGAUUUCUGCCCAUUUCACUGAUUGCAAGCUUCCGUCGAAUGCAAGCGCUGACUACAAAUGCUGCACUCAUUUUGGAGGCCCUAAAGGACAGUACAGAAGUUGAAACUGUGGAUCAGAGGAUAAGAAAAAGGGUUGAUCCAGAAAAGUGGCCAAUUCCAGGUCCUCCUUCAUGCAGUCUGCCACCGACUGACUUUUCCCAGCUUAUCGAUUGUCCAGAAUUCGUACCAGGCCAAACUUUCGGCUCGCAUACUGAGUCUGCCCCAAGUUCUCCAAGAAUGAGAAGCCUGCUGAGUCUGAAGGAAAACACCGAAACAUGUAAUUUUCCACCAAUGUCUAAAGGACUGUCUACAAGUUUGCCUGACUUGGACUCUGAACCUUGGAUGGAAGUAAAGAAGAGGCAUCGUGCAUCCACGGUCAAACUAAAGGAAAGUGUUCCCAAUCAAACAUCAGAUCAACAGCAGCCACCCCCACCUCCAGCGGAACAAGAACAAGAAGAACUGGAUUUUUUGUUUGAUGAAGAGAUGGAACAAAUUCAAGGUCGGAAGAAUAAAUUUACUGAUUGGUCAGACAGCGAUUCAGAUUAUGAAAUUGAUGAUCAGGACGUGAACAAGAUUUUGAUUGUAACACAGACACCACCGUAUAUGAGAAAACAUCCUGGUGGAGAUCGCACUGGCAACCAUAUAUGCCGGGCAAAAAUUACAUCUGAACUCGCUAAAGUUAUUAAUGACGGCUUAUACUACUACGAACAGGAUUUGUGGAUGGAGCAGAAUGAAAAUGACACUACAAUGAAGCAAGAGAUUGAGAACUUUAAGAAGCUAAAUCUCAUCAGUAAGGAAGAAUUUGAUGGUCUUGCACCAGAACUAGUUACUGCUCCAACCCAAGAAGUUCCUGCAGGGUUACAGAAAGCAGAAGAGCUGGUUCCUAAUUUGCUAAGUAUUGAAGUACCUCCAACAGAAGCAACAGCUCGAUCACUGCCAACAGCAGUUCCGGAUUCCUCACGUGUUUACCCUGGCUUUACCCCACGAACACCUCGUACCCCACGGCUACAGGAUCCCAACAAAACACCCAGGUUCUACCCUGUUGUUAAAGAAACACGAUCCCUUGAUGUAAAGACACCGAGAAAAAGAAAAACACGACACAGUACGAAUCCUCCCUUAGAAUGCCACGUCGGUUGGGUGAUGGAUUCCAGAGACCACAGACCAAGAUCCUCCUCUGUGAGUUCCAAUGCUUCACCUUCUGAAGGAGCUCCGCUAGCAGGAAGUUACGGGUGUACUCCAAAUUCUCUUCCGAAAUUUCAGCAUCCCUCUCAUGAGCUGUUAAAGGAAAAUGGCUUUACUCAGCAGGUCUACCACAAAUAUCGUCGAAGGUGUCUAAUAGAGAGGAAACGGUUGGGAAUUGGCCAGUCCCAAGAAAUGAACACACUUUUUCGUUUCUGGUCCUUUUUUCUGAGAGAUCACUUUAACAAGAACAUGUACGAAGAAUUCAAACACCUUGCUCUAGAGGAUGCAAAAGAACACUACAGGUACGGAUUGGAAUGCUUGUUUAGAUUUUACAGCUAUGGCCUAGAAAAGAAAUUCAGGCAAGAAAUAUUUGAGGAUUUCCAGGAAGAAACAAAGCGAGACUAUGAAGCUGGUCAGCUGUAUGGACUGGAAAAAUUUUGGGCUUAUCUGAAAUAUUCUCAGCACAAGAUUCCAGCCAUUGACCCCAAACUGCAAGAAUACCUUAGUAAAUUUAAGAGACUGGAGGACUUCAGAGUGGAUCCUCCUAUUAGUGAAGAGUCUGGCAGGAAGAGACCGGUUGCUGCAACAGGUGAGGAUUUGGGUCAUCGCAGACAUCAAUCUAAUUCUUCUAAAACACUUCUUGCCACCAAAUCCACGGCUGCCUGUCGGUCCCAGACACCGGGAAAUGUUACCAAUGGGAAUAUUGCACAAGCAUCCCUAAGCCAUGCAAAUACUGCCACGAAUCCUAUAGAAAGCAAUGUACCGGAAAAAUCGACUUAAAACGAGCUUGCACCCUCCUUGAGAAUCGACUUUUACACCACUCUUUUAAUUUGGAGAUCUUCAAGGCAAGCCAAUCUGACACUUGAUUACAAAUGUAUGGGAGGACAAGGCAUUCGAUUCUCUUUUUCACAGGAUUUAGUUCCAAAACACUUACCCUAGGAGAGUUGCUCUUGGUUUUGGGAUCAUCAGAAGGAUCCUAGGGGGAAGAUUCUUUGGCUUCAGUAUUGCUUUCCUCAAGCUUUUGUUUACAAAGAACUGCAUUCCUUGCAUAUGCAAAAAAAAUACUUUGGGGGAUGCCUUACAUUUCAGCUCACGUUUCUUUAAAAGUUACAACAUACCCACGCUAUUUACUGUGCUUUCUUUACCUGGAUUUUCCCAAUAUUUGUAUUUUACCAAAGCAAAGAAUUACGUUAUGCGUAGAACCUUAAAUGCAAGAAAGGAUCCAUGGGAUUGGUUUGCUCUUGAAUCUAACUCUUAAAAAAUAUGGUUUUGUGCAAACGCACACUUGAGAAUGUGCAGCUAUUCAUGAAACUGCAUUUCUGGAUUCUAUUUAAAGACAUAGUUUCUAUUUUUUCAGGGUCUCCAUAGUUAGUACUUUAUUGAGUAUGGAGUUUGAGUGGACAUAACUGGGAUCGUUGCGCAGGUAUUUCCUUCGGUACUGGUUCUUGAUAACUCGAGCAACAGAAAAAUGCAGGGGCAAAUGGAUCUGUUGAUUUCAUAGUGUCUUAAAUUAACAUGACAGUAUCUAGAGUUUGUUACAAUAGCAAAUUAUUCAAAUUGUUCUCAGUGUGAGAGGCAUCUUCAUUUGAAAGGCUUAAUUUUUAAUAUUUUUCUCCAUAGUUCAAGUAAUAAAAAUGAGUUUGGAGAGAAACAAAGUAUUCCUCGUAAAUCUUAUUUUUUUUCCUUUAUUUUGUAAUAUCUGAAUGAAGUUGUGCUAAGCCUAAAUAAUUUCAUACCAGUUUAAACGCAAUUUCACUGAAAUGUGAGUUAUUCAGAUAUAAAUCUAUUUCUGUGGCUGAAAGAUGGGGAUGUUUAUAUCCCAUAAUUUCUUAUUAACUCCAUUUUUAAAGACUCAGAAAGAAGUGAGCGGGUAACUUACUUCUUCCCAGGGCAGGUGAGAAGAAUUUUUGGUUGGUUAACUGCAGAAAAGACCUCAGUUAACGUUUAAAAAGUCACGUCUCGCAUGAAUGCCUUAAUCUGUAAAGGUGUCCUGCCUGCACAGCCACGUGUGGGGUUUUAAACCAGUAUCAGAUCUCAGAGGUUAUAAGAAGUCCAUUAAUUUUUCAGUCCUUGUCUUGUGAAUCGCAGUGAAACAAACCAAGAAUGUCCGCAGCGUGAAGGAGCAUCUGGUGGUCAUGGCCUUCCCACCAGUCAAUGCAACCUCGGUACGAGAUGGAGCCUUUUGUAAGUGGCCUGUUCGAAAUGAAUUUAAACCAACACAUACCAAUAUUUGAAGUAAUAACCUAUAAAGAUGCUGAAGUGACACAUCUCACCCCUGUGUUUGGUCCAUGCCUUUUGCUAGCCAAGAAAAUGAUGCAAAUGUAAAUUUGGAUUGAAAUUGUAUAUACAAAGUAACAGAUUGAAGAUAUUUCCUUUCACUUUUUCAUUGGAAAAUGUGCAGAUUAAGCUUUCAAUGUGUGUAAUUUUGUGAUAUCUUGACAAAUUUUAUAAAAACAAAACAAUCAAAAAACCCUAAUACUGUUGUAUAUCAA